CGGCUCUGAUUCGAGGGAAUCGUAAAAACUGUGCUCAAUUUUCUGGAUCUCUUGAUUGGUUGAUCAGCAGAUUAGAAAGAUUGGAAGCCUCCUCUGGAAUUCUAGAGGUUUUACACUGUGUGUUGGUGGAGAGCCCAGAAGCUCUGAACAUUAUUAAGGAAGGACAUAUUAAGUCAAUCAUCUGUCUUUUGGACAAACAUGGAAGAAACCAUAAGGUUUUGGAUGUUUUGUGUUCUCUCUGUGUUUGUCAUGGAGUAGCUGUGCGGUCUAAUCAACAUCUAAUCUGUGAUAAUCUCCUGCCAGGAAGAGAUCUGCUCUUACAGACGCGCCUUGUCAACCAUGUGAGCAGCAUGCGACCCAACAUCUUCUUGGGGAUUAGUGAAGGCUCUGCCCAAUACAGAAAAUGGUACUAUGAACUUAUGGUGGACCAUCUAGAGCCCUUUGUGACUGCAGAAUCUACUCAUCUACGAGUGGGCUGGGCUUCAACAGAGGGCUACUCACCGUAUCCAGGGGGAGGAGCAGAAUGGGGAGGAAAUGGUGUUGGUGAUGACUUGUAUUCCUAUGGCUUUGAUGGUCUGCAUCUGUGGUCAGGUUGUAUAGCACGAACAGUAAAUUCUCCCAACCAACAUCUGUUAAGAACUGAUGAUGUUAUUAGCUGCUGUUUGGACCUCAGUGCUCCCAGCAUCUCUUUCCGGAUAAAUGGUCAGCCCGUUCAAGGAAUGUUUGAGAAUUUCAACAUAGAUGGCCUCUUCUUCCCGGUUGUCAGCUUCUCUGCAGGAAUAAAGGUACGUUUCUUGCUUGGAGGUCGCCAUGGAGAGUUCAAGUUCCUUCCUCCACCUGGAUAUGCCCCUUGCUUCGAAGCUGUGCUACCGAAAGAGAAGCUGAAAGUGGAGCAUAGCCGAGAGUACAAGCAGGAUCGUAGCUAUACAAGAGACCUGCUGGGUCCCACUAUCUCUCUGUCACAAGCAGCUUUCACUCCAGUUCCUGUAGAUACUAGCCAGAUUGUUUUGCCUCCUCACCUGGAAAGGAUUAGAGAAAAAUUAGCAGAGAACAUCCAUGAACUUUGGGUUAUGAAUAAGAUUGAACUUGGCUGGCAAUAUGGACCAGUUAGAGAUGACAACAAAAGACAACACCCAUGCUUAGUGGAGUUCUCAAAAUUACCGGAACAGGAAAGAAAUUAUAACUUGCAAAUGUCACUUGAGACACUGAAAACCCUGCUGGCGUUAGGCUGCCAUGUUGGAAUUGCUGAUGAACAUGCUGAAGAAAAAGUGAAAAAAAUGAAACUUCCAAAGAAAUACUUAAAGGCAACCCUUUUGAAAGUCCUAGACUGGCCAUCUAGUGACUUGAAGCAGAGAGAACUGAGGAGCCACCAGCAUGGCUGCAGGGCUCAGCUUAGGCCAGCAGUGGGUACCUUUUGGAGCCGGCUGGGUCCGGCUGUGCCUGGCACGGGACAGCGCCCGUCUCUCCUCACAGAGGCAGCGCUGGAGCUCCCCGACUGGCACCUGGGCAUGGACACCCACUACCAGUUGUUGAGUGGAUAUAAGCCUGCUCCCAUGGAUCUGAGUUUUAUCAAACUGACCCCCUCUCAAGAAGCUAUGGUGGAUAAACUAGCAGAGAAUGCUCACAAUGUGUGGGCAAGGGACCGUAUAAGGCAAGGCUGGACAUACGGUAUCCAGCAGGAUGUGAAAAAUCGACGAAAUCCUCGCCUUGUACCUUAUGCUCUUUUGGAUGAUCGGACGAAGAAGUCAAACAAAGACAGUCUUCGGGAAGCAGUCCGCACCCUUCUAGGCUAUGGUUACAACCUGGAAGCUCCUGAUCAAGAUCAUGCCAUGAGACUUGACCUGUGCAGUGGCAUAAUGGAAAAAUUCAGGAUCUUCCGCACGGAAAAGACUUACGCAGUAAAGGCUGGCAAGUGGUACUUUGAGUUUGAGGCAGUUACUGCGGGAGACAUGAGAGUUGGCUGGACCAGGCCGGGUUGUCUGCCAGAUCAGGAACUUGGCUCAGAUGAAGAAGCUUUUGUUUUUGAUGGCUUUAAGGCACAGCGGUGGCAUCAAGGUAAUGAGCAUUUUGGCCGCUCUUGGUUGGCAGGAGAUGUUGUUGGAUGUAUGGUUGACAUGAAUGAGCACACUAUGAUGUUCACCUUAAAUGGUGAAAUCCUGCUUGAUGACUCAGGUUCAGAACUUGCAUUCAAGGACUUUGAGGUUGGUGAUG
Balearica regulorum gibbericeps (East African grey crowned-crane) is the source of this 2211-nucleotide messenger RNA. Lineage: Eukaryota; Metazoa; Chordata; Aves; Gruiformes; Gruidae. The record is from RefSeq and is a predicted model, not a curated record.